Entamoeba dispar SAW760 is the source of this 678-nucleotide messenger RNA. RefSeq lists its product as uncharacterized. NCBI's taxonomy places the organism in Eukaryota, Evosea, Mastigamoebida, Endamoebidae. The record is from RefSeq and is a predicted model, not a curated record. The transcript has a single exon. The coding region runs from base 1 to 678 and encodes 225 amino acids.
AUGUCUCAAGUUAUACUUCCAAGUCAGUUUCAAAGAAUACUCACAAUAGCAAAAGCAUUUAUUACGACAGUUCCAGACAUUGACAUUAUUCUUACUGGACACUAUAAUAUUAUAUUUGAAAGUAAAACAGUGUCUGAAUUAUAUCUUCGAUGGACACCAUUAUUUUGGAAUUUUUUGAGAAACCCGAAUAUUUCAUUUGAUAACAAAUUAAAGUUAUUUGUAUAUUUUUCUCCAUACUCUGAAGACCCCUUUCAACCAAAUUCAGUUUUAAUUAAAAUGACUGAUGACCAAUUAAUGUUGGUGUUAAGUGAAAUAAUUAAACGAAACAAUAGACUAAGAAUGGAUCCAGUGUUUUAUCAAAAAUACAUUAAAGAAAGAAAUUCUGUUCAACAAUUUGAGUUUUUUUUACAAUUAUUAAAGGCUCAUGAUAAUAUGAGAAAAGAACCAGUUGAAAUAAUAGUUGAUCCAUUUUAUUUUGCUGGUAUUGAAUUAAAAAGAAAAGAAAAACGUCAAGAACUUAUUCAAUUAAUUUUAAAAGAAUUACAACAAGCAAAUCAAAAUACUCUUGAACAAAUAUUUAAUUCCUUAAAAAUUAAUCAAACUCAAUGGGAUGUAGAGUUAAAUCUUGAACAAUAUUCUAUUAAUGAAUUAAAGAGUCUUUUGUAUUUAUUCAAUUAA